Messenger RNA from Malassezia restricta, 2241 nucleotides. RefSeq names its product Rab guanine nucleotide exchange factor SEC2. The record is from RefSeq and is a predicted model, not a curated record. Gene Ontology annotation, molecular function: guanyl-nucleotide exchange factor activity. Gene Ontology annotation, cellular component: Golgi to plasma membrane transport vesicle; cell tip. The transcript has a single exon. Gene Ontology annotation, biological process: exocytosis. Lineage: Eukaryota; Fungi; Basidiomycota; Malasseziomycetes; Malasseziales; Malasseziaceae. The coding region runs from base 1 to 2241 and encodes 746 amino acids.
AUGGGCCGCAACCGAGUAGAUAAGACUGCCCCAAUCGAUGACGAUCGAAAGGAAAAAGAGGCAGACAGUAAUGAAAUGCGAGGUGAGCUGAAAUCGUCUGCAUUGGAUGAAUCCGCGUCCACGUCGAACGAUGCCAACGAUCAUGCCUCCUCUAUUUCACUACCAGAACAGUCGUCGUCUGGCGCAAUGGGUUCGCUCAAACAAAAAGAAAACGAUGAUCAAACUCGAGCUAUUGCAGAAGAUGCACUUAUUACUGAAGCAUUUGAAGUGGCAUCCAGUCAAGAUCGUGCUACGGACUCGGGCGCCGCUGUAGCGCAAGAGGAGGUGGAAAGUGUUCCGCGUUCAAAGAUGAUGUCGUCCCCAUCACAGAGCACAGUGAUAUUGACCAAGAUGCAGCCUGAAGAGCUUGAAGCAGAGCUUCGAAGUCAAGUGUCCAGUCUCAAUACAAAGCUUGUGGCGGCCAUCAAUCGCAUGUCGGAUUUGGAGGACGAGCUGACUGUAUCGCAAAACAGUCUUCGGACCAACAAGGCCAUGGUAGAAGAGCUUAGCAAGGAGCGCGACCAAUAUGUAUCAGCUCUCAGUACGGGGCUCUUGGUGGAAAAGUCGCAUGUGUCGUCAGAAAUGCAAAGAAUGAUGGAGCGUGUGGUGGAUGCCACAGCCCAGCGCGGAAAAGCAGAGAAUGAUAGGACGCGCAUUGAAGCUGAACUAGAAGAGCUCAGCGCAUCUCUUUUCAAUGAGGCGAAUAAGAUGGUGGCAGUUGAGCGUUUGAAUCGCUCACGGAGCGAGACUCGCUCUAAGGAGCUGGAAGCUUCAUUACAGGAUGCAGAGCGCAUAAUGGCUGAUCACCAAGAAAUGCUUAAAUCGCUCCAGUCAGAAGUAGAUGCUUUGCGGAAACAACCGGCUCAACAAGGCUCGUCUCUGACUUCUCCCAUGUGUGCCCCUCAGAUCCAUAUCAACAUUCCACCAUACCAGGAGUUUCUUGCCUUUUUAUCACAUAUUCGUGGUCUUCGGCAGCAGCUUGACCCUUUCUUUGCCAUGCAGAAGCGCGGUGAAGACUGGACCAAGGAUCCGUCUAUCAACACAACCAUGUCUGCGAAUGGAAACCUUACAGCGACCAGUGCUGCAUCUUAUACGAGGCACAAUGAUUACCCACAUCUUCCAGUAUUUUCUGAACAGCUUGUGCGCUUGUCCUCGCAGACAUCUCUUCCCUUCAUUCGUCGCGUGAUGGAAGAAGAUACAGAUCCAUGCUUGCGACUUUCCCAGGCACCGGGUCUUACGUGGCUGGCCAGACGCCAGGCAUCUGCGUCGGUACUUGAUGGUGAGGUUGUUAUUGAACCCCUUUUUGUCGGUGGCAUUGUGCCUGACGAACGAGCUUUGCGGACGGACUAUGGCGCAUUGCCAGCUGCAUCAUGCACGUUGUGUUCGGCGCCUCUUUUAAAUGUCACCUCGAUCAUGGAAGGAACGCCACAUGUUUCUUCGGCUGACGCAGGCCUACAUCGGCCGCAUUCUACUGCUAGAACGAAUCCCACGACUCGGCGGAGCUUUCCCUCGCUCUUUCAAACGCUUCGGAGAGGUCAUGCCGAUCGUUCACGCACGCUGCCCUCGGAUGAUCCCAAAGAAAAAGCGCCAAUGGCGGAAUCAACUUCUUCUCCGGGUCUAAACGAAUCGCUUCCCAUUCCCACUCAUUAUUUCCGGCUCUCUGAACAAGCAUCAAAUCGCUACCUCUUGUGCUCGCAGCAUUGCCUGUAUCGUCUACGCGCUAUUUGUGCUAUAUGGGCUUUUAUUCGAGCCUUGGAGCGAGCUGUCGUGCUUGAAGGCAAGGACGAAUCGGAUAUGCUGCGUCCAUCAUCUAUUUUGCCUCUGACUAAUUUGUCAGAUAAGCCUAGUGUUCCUGAUGCCGACGCAUCCAACAGCGAUGCCUCGGAGCCAGCGAAUGAGGCUGAAAAUGAUAAAGAUCCGAUACCACAUUCUGAUACUUCAAAACCUGGAGAUGUGCAAGAGUUGGAAGGCUCUGAAGCUCCGUCUGAUCCUUCCCUAACUGGAGAGAAUCCGUCUUCAUCAGAGACGCCCUCACCUGCCAUACCAGCAGCUCCCACGGCUGCUCGAACUUCUUUCACGGGUCGCAACGACCGACAAGGCCUCAAAUGGGAAGAAAGUCUAUGGAUGGAGGUCUUGCGAUACAAGGAGGUCAUUUGGAAAGCACGCGUCGGCAUGGACCUGGAAAAUCUACAUAUUGUAUAG